GUCACCGUAUUAUUUUUCUCGAACGCAGCUGACGAUGUAAACAAGAAAAGACAGUCGAGGGCAACAGGGAUCAAAUAGGCCGGUGUCAACGCAAAUGAUAGCCAUCGUAUGCUCGUGAACGGCUGACAUGGGGCUGCCUGUUACUAUUAAAGUCAAUUUUCGGGGGAACGUGAAGAGAUUCCUGGCGCAGGAUUUGGACAAAUUGGAGUGGGAAUCCGUUGAAGCUUGGAUCAAAGCAUCAUUUGGGAUCAACCACUUUCAAGUCAAAUACUUUGAUGAGGAAAAUGAAGAGAUUUGCAUCAACAGUCAAGAUGAAUACGAAGAAGCCAUCAAGAGUGCAGAGAAGCAGGGGAACCAGUUGCACAUGAACGUGUACAAGAUGAAGGGGCAGGCCUGUGGAGGCCCUCUGAAGACGGAGGUGAAGGAGCUGAAGGGAGACCUCCGGCCCGCUCCUCCUUAUCCAUCCAGGGUCAAAACAGUGGACAAGGGCACACAGGUCACUCCGGAGCGAGAAGCUGUAACAGUGAAGGACACCAAGGGGAACAAACCAGAAGACGAGCCGCCUCCCAUGUGGUUCCGAUCUUACAUGGAGAAGUUUAAAGAUGAAGUCGUGAAAGAGGUGGUGGAGAGGAUGUGCAGCGACUUUUCUGGCCAGUGUUGCACACACAAAGCUUCUGAUGGGCCCCUCGAGACCGGCGGGGGGGCUUCUGGCGGUCCCAUAGGGCCCAGACCAGGCCCCUCCACCUCGAACGGAUCUCUUGGCUACACCCCAAACUGCAGCAGCUGCCACAAACUCACCUCUGAAGGGGCCUAUAAGUGCAGUGUGUGCCCGUCCUGCAUCCUGUGUGAGAUGUGCAGGCAUAGCCAUGACCCCAGCCACAACCUUGUGAGAACCAAGACUCCUCUCUCCAUCCCCGAGCAUGGAAUGUCGGGAGAGUUGAGGUUCCCAAGGCGAGGAGACAGGACAGUGCGCAAGGCCGAGCGACAGCGCCUCAAAGCUGAAAGGAGGCAGCUCAGAGCUGAAGUGAAGGAAAUCAAGAAGAAACUGAGACUGGAGAAGAGGGGGCUGCAGUGGAGCGGGCCCUCUACCUCAGGCAGAGCCAACCUGACAAACACGGCCUCCGCGUCCACCCAGGUCCCGGCUCCGCCCCCCACUGCUGCCUCAGAAACAGCCUCAGGUCCAGCCCCAGCCCAAGGUCCCGCCCCUGCCCCGGUCCCUGACCCCCAGGCCUCCAGUCCAGAGGGUCCUGGGGUCUCGCACACGUCCUUGGUGCCCACUAUGGCUGCGUUGUUUCUGGAUGAAAAUCUGCCGGACGGCACCCGUCUGGAGCCUGGAACCAAGUUCAUCAAAUACUGGAAGAUGAGGAACUCGGGGACUAUCAGCUGGACCUCAGAGACCAAGCUAGUGUUCAUGUGGGGGAACCUCGGCCUGGCGUCAGAGGAGAGGAGGGAGGUGCCGGUCCCCCUGUUGCUGCCCGGGCAGGUGGGAGUGGUCAGUGUGGCCUUUGUGGCUCCCGUGAUGGAGGGGACGUACACCUCCCACUGGAGGCUGGCGCACUGCGGGUGUCAGUUCGGCCCGCGCGUCUGGUGCAGCAUCGUGGUCGAACCCGGCGACGGCCGCAACACGCUCGCUCCUCAGAGCAAACGACUGAAGGAGGACGUUAAGCCGGCAGAGAAGAAGAGGGAGGUCCGGUCUCAGGACAGUCCUGGUCCUGGCUUUGCUAUCGACCUGAGCCAUGAGGACUUGUACUUCCCAUCGGUCGACCUGCUGACUGCACAGGAUCUUCUGUCAUUUGAGCUGCUGGAUAUAAACAUUGUGCAGGAGUUGGAGAAGGUUCCUAACAACACUCCUGUGGCUUUGACACCCUGCAUAUCCCCUCUGCCCCCUGAUGCUCCAGUGUUGGAGAAGGCCGUCGCUUCACAGAUAAAAGAUGACUCGGAGGUCUCAGGGGUCAGAACACUUUUCGGAGUGAAGCUGAGGCAGGAGAGCGAGCAGCCGGAGCCUGUGGCCCAGGAGGAGGACCGGGAGGAGGAGAUCAGUGGAGCCCAGUUCCUCUGUGAGACCGUCAUCCGCUCCCUCACCUUAGAGGAAGCCCCCGAUCACAGACCCCUGCGCCGAGCCCAGCACAGCAGCCUCAAAGCAAACAUUUCCUCUCGUGGUCCAAACUUUCCCUUUGAGAAGCCGGUGGAUGUUGAGAAGUCGGAGAGAGCGCAAGAAGUUAAAGAGGAGAUCUGUGCUGUCAGACUGGAGAAUUCAGCUCUGCCUCUAAACACCGGUCUCAACCUGAUCAGCGUGGAAGAGGAGACAAGUCCAGCGGAUGAAAACACACAGAUCAGCUCACCUUCUGACAGAGAGGACGAAGAGGUCAUGGUUUUAAACGAGCUGCAGAGCAUGAGGGACACCGAGGAGGAGGGAGAGGAGGGCGGCAACAAAGGAGAAGACUGGGAGGAGGUCAGCAGCCAGACCUCUUCAGUCUCCUCCUGCGACGAUUACAUCAUCGUCCUCCCAGACUGCUUCGACACCAGCCGGCCUCUGGGUGAGUCCAUGUACAGCUCUGCCAUGUCGCAGCCAGACCCAGCUGACGCCACCGCCGCCGCUGAUGAUGAUGAUGAUGAUGAUGAUGAUGAUGAUGAUGUAACCUCAGCUGAUCCAGACGUGGACGAGGAGAAAGAGGAAGAGUCCGAGCCCGAGCCCGAGCCCGACGCGGCUGAACCGCUGAGCGAGAGGCAGGAGAAGAUGGAGGUGGCUGAAGACGAGGAUCCACCUGUGAACACCUGGCUUCCAGUUCUCCCUCCAUCCAUCCACAGCAGUGUGAACCAGAUGCUGUGUGCCUCCCAGACGCUCGACGCCACCACGCUCACCCCUGAAGUGGUGCCGCCGCCCGUGCUGCCAGACCCCCUGCUGCCCCCGCCCGCCCUCUACUCACCAAGGUCUGAGGCACUGUACCUGGCUGAGGACCCCAGCCCCCCGGCCUGUGACCCAUAUGAGCCGCCCCAACCGAGGGUCCACCUAAAUGUAUCAUCUGGUGGUCUGUCGAGAUCAGCAGGCUCAGCAUCCAGUGCCUUUGAGACAUAUAACCCCAGACCCAGAUACGCUUUGCAGCCAAGAGGCCAAGGAGGCAUCACAGAGGGAUUCGUCAAGGGGGCCCUUUCUGUGGCAGCGUCUGCUUAUAAAGCCCUCUUCACUGGACCAAACUGUUCCAUACAGCGAGGCAUCGACCCAGCCACCAGACAGGACCCUUCCAUGAUGGCGAUGCUGCUGGAGAUGGGCUUCGGAGACCAGCGGCUCAACCAGCGGCUGCUGAGGAAGCACGGCUACAGCCUGCUGCACACCGUCAACGAGCUGGUGCAGAUGGCCGAGGACAGCCAGAACAAAGCUGUCAACUCUCUGCACUAAAGGGGGAGGGGGGGAGGGUGGGGGGGGGAAUAACCGCGGGGGGAGAGGCUACUUUUGUUUAAGGCUUUAAAAGAAGGAAUUGAAAACAUGAUGUAAAAAGAAUAUUUAGAUUAUGUCCUGCAUAUCGCUCACCCUUUACAGCGUCUAGCUUUAUAUUCAAUUCUGUAAAGUCCAGACAAAGAAAACCUUUCUGUGUGUGACUUAUUGGUUGAUCAUUUAUUUGGAAAAAAAUGAAUAAUAAUUACACACACAAAAAAAUCUGUUAAAGGCAGGGUUGGUAAUUUUUCGAAAACUAGCAUGAUUUUGAAAGUAGCAUUCCCUCAGUGCUUCGUCUGCACCCGGCCACUCCCCUCUGUACUCCCUCAAAAGCCACGCCUCCUCACUUACAUGCACAAGCGCCAUUGGUCCUGAAGCGGCCCUCAGCUCAUAGCUUGAGUGUGGGCUCGUGCAUACAUGGAGUAGAGAACGAGUAAGGAGACAGGGAGGCGUCUGAUUGGUUCAUCAGAUUGGUACCUCGUGCAGACAUUGGUUGAAGUUUUUACAGGCUAACAACGACUACAGAUGACGGAUUUUCUUCGUUCCUUUUUCAGAGCUCAUGAGUUAUUAGUUCCUAUCAGGACCUAAAGACAAUUUCAACCAAAAUCUUAAAAAGUGUAUCUGGAGGAAAUUACCAACCCUGCCUUUAAAGUGUAAAAAAAAACCUUAAAGAUUAGCAUAUAUUUCUCUAAAUUAGAAAGAAUGGCUUCCCUGCCUUUGCCUUUACUUUAGCUUCAACAUUGGGUUGAAAUUAAACAUAUACACCUGUAAAUUACUCAGACUAGCGGUGAACCUUUGCCAUGCCUUGUUUACCUUGGACCAUAGAGCCUUCUGUGUCGAUGUAACGCUGCAGGAGCUGUGUAGUUCAGACCGGACAUAAGAGUGUAGUAUUCCAGCUCUUUCAUCUUCGUGUUUGUGUGGCUGUCGUAGCUGCUUCCUCGGCGCUGAAAAUAAUCGUAUUCGGAGAUAAAAGGGCUUCUUUGGCUAGAUUCUUCUCUCAAAUAGAGCAGUGGAUGGUAGUAUUGUUGAAUGUCAAAAAAAAAAAAGGCCUGCUCUCGUUUGAGACGAUGCUACUGAAGCUUUUCAUGGGUGUUCUUUGGUGUUAAGGGUCGGCAUUUUGCAGUAGUAAGAAAAAAAACGAAAAAAAAAAAACAAGAUAUCUGAGACGUUUCUUGAUUAUCGUAGUGAAAUCUGCCUAAACAAUGCAAUCUUUUUCUGUAUCAGAGUACUGUUAUUUUAGACGUUGACAUGUGGAAUGUAAUCAAAACUUUGCCCGGGCGCAAUUGCCGCUCGGACUCGGAUGUUUUCUACCGCUUUUUAGGAGACACCUGCAUGACAGGUAGAGGCUGUAGAGAUGAGUCGUGUUCUUGUGGUCUUAGCACAGUCACAGUUUGGGGGGGGGGGGGGGGGCUUUGCAUCAUCAUUUAUCUCCCCUGCCUGCAUUUUGUCCUCAUUCAGCCACCAUCCCUCCCCCUUCAAAAAAAAAUAUAAACCUAGCAACAGUCAUUCAACACUAAUCCAAGCUGAGAUGUCUCUAAACACAUUCCUUUAAUCUCAUAGUGGAACCAAGUAUGUUUUUAUUUAAAUACAUUGCCUUUUGGAGAGAUGAUUAUUCGUUUACUGACAUGUACAUGUGCUGAUUUGACAUAUUAUGUGUGUGUGUGUGAGUGUGCAGAUUUAUGUUAAUGUACACCUCUGUUCUCUUCAUUUAUUCUUUGUUAGCGUGCGUGUGCCGGGUUGACGAGUUUUCAAAUCACGUUUUCUUAUGUUGACGAUUCUCCGUGUUUAAAAAAAAUCUUUCUCUAGAGAAUAAUUGUGAAUAUAUCUACUACUGUACGCUUGUCGAAUUAUUCUUCUGCCACAGAGUGUAUACAUUGAAUCCUCUCAACUGUCAAUCCGCCAAUAAACUAUUUGCACAUCU
Labrus mixtus (cuckoo wrasse) is the source of this 5354-nucleotide messenger RNA. RefSeq names its product NBR1 autophagy cargo receptor a (gene nbr1a). NCBI's taxonomy places the organism in Eukaryota, Metazoa, Chordata, Actinopteri, Labriformes, Labridae. The transcript is spliced from 22 exons. Gene Ontology annotation, cellular component: phagophore assembly site. The record is from RefSeq and is a predicted model, not a curated record. Gene Ontology annotation, biological process: macroautophagy. Gene Ontology annotation, molecular function: ubiquitin binding. Bases 128 to 3397 code for a protein of 1089 amino acids.